Messenger RNA from Penicillium samsonianum, 1290 nucleotides. RefSeq names its product fungal specific transcription factor domain-containing protein. Gene Ontology annotation, biological process: DNA-templated transcription. NCBI's taxonomy places the organism in Eukaryota, Fungi, Ascomycota, Eurotiomycetes, Eurotiales, Aspergillaceae. Bases 1 to 1290 code for a protein of 429 amino acids. Gene Ontology annotation, molecular function: DNA binding; zinc ion binding. The record is from RefSeq and is a predicted model, not a curated record. The transcript is spliced from 2 exons.
AUGGUGGGAACUAUGCUGCGGCAUCCCAAAGGACCAGAUAUUCUGGCUGAGAAUGAGACAUAUUAUUACAACGCCAAGACCCUCAUCCACAUCAACCACGAGCAGGACCCCAUUACCGUUCUGAAGGUUGUGUGUCUUUUGUCAACACGCAACAUUGCUGGCCCUGUGUUGUUGACCGUUGAUUGCGCGUGGCAUUGGUUGGGUAUAGCAAUAAGACUGUUGCAGCAAAUGGGUCUGCACCGCGAGGAAAUGUGUGUUGCUUUUGCCAGUCCAGGAAUUGCACGCAGGAUUGCAUGGUGCCUUUUUGUGCGUAUUCCUCGAGUCCAACUUGCUCUUACUAAUAACAUCAAGGUUCAAGAUAAGCUUUUGUCUGGUGCAUUUGGACGUCCUACAUGUAUCAAAGAAAAUGAGUUUGAUGUUCGACCCCUGACGGAAGAAGAUUUCGAGUCUCCCGGCAUUCAAUCCUUGAUUUUCAUCCAGCUAGCCAAGAUAGCUAGCAUUCUGGGUAGUAUAUUAGACCUCCGAUGGCGGUCUGCUAAAGAUGUGCAAACACAGCAUAUAGAUAUCCUCCGUUCACUGAAAGAUUGGAUCCGCAAUCUUCCAACAACUAUUCACAUUUUUGACCGCAAUGGUUUUCGAACAUAUCGACGGGAUGUUUUUGAAUUACACAUUGUGUAUUUUGCCACCAUCAUAUUAUACUUUGACAUAUUCAACGACCAAGACAUAACAUCUGUCCCGAACAUUGUAUCUCUGGUCGCCUCUUCAUGUAUUACCCGCUUAUACCAUGAGAUUGACUGCAGGGACGACCUCAGUUAUCUUCUUGGUAUACAAAAUUGGUUUUUGAUAGUAGCUGCAAUGCCGCAGCUUCUAUACAAUGCCGCUGAAUCCUCACUGGAAUCGGAUAGCUACUGUUCAGAAGAGCUUGACAUUCUUGUGUCGUCCUUGGAGCAGUUUCAACCAAGAAUUCCCGGGUCAACGGUGGUAUUGAACGCAAUCAACAGACUCCGAACUUCACGCAAUAGUGGUCGAGUCCGAAAUACGACAACAACCAGUGAAUCGCGAGAAAAGGUCAUGCUCGGGGAAGGGUAUGAUAUUUUCAGCUUCCGCGACUUGUUUCCAUUUCCGAAUUCACUGUCACCAAGACUUGCGCUGUGGGAAUUUUAUGCUGGGGACAUAUUUCAAGGCCUGGAAGCUCCCAUGACUGCGCCCGAGGACCCUGGCUGGAUCUCUGGAGAGUUCGCGGACCUUUCUCGAUUUGCGUUUGGCGGUCUACCACAAGCUUUUUCUUAA